Molecule: messenger RNA, 2817 nt
Organism: Exophiala aquamarina CBS 119918
Lineage: Eukaryota; Fungi; Ascomycota; Eurotiomycetes; Chaetothyriales; Herpotrichiellaceae
Product: protein transporter sec24
Exons: 2
Coding region: 1-2817 (938 amino acids)
Biological process (GO): endoplasmic reticulum to Golgi vesicle-mediated transport; intracellular protein transport; COPII-coated vesicle cargo loading
Cellular component (GO): endoplasmic reticulum exit site; COPII vesicle coat
Molecular function (GO): SNARE binding; zinc ion binding
Source: RefSeq, a predicted model, not a curated record
AUGUCGCAACAAUAUCCUACUCCCGGGCAAGGAGGAUAUGGCCAACAACCUCCUGCGCAACCCUAUCAGAAUUACGAGCAGACACCUCCGCCAGCAGGAGACGCUCUGCCAGCCGCCGCCGCCGCUGCUCAGGGUGGCCGGAAGAAACGUGCGUACGCUGGACAGGCAUAUGAAUUUGGCGCAGGAGCCAAUUCUGGUCUAGGGGGCCAACCGCAAGCUGGAGGUGCCUAUCCUGGAUUUUCCAGUCAACAAGACGCUGCGGGAUACCCCCAGGGUGGCUAUCAGCAGAAUCCUGCGGCCGUACAGGAAAAUGCCACACCAAUGUACCCAGGCCAGGAACCUGCAGGGGGAGGAUAUCAACCACCAGGCGCAAGUUACCCUGCACCUGGAGGGGUUAGUGGCGUAGGUGGAGUUACCCAGCAGUUUGGUCAAAUGGACCUCUCCCAGAAACCUGUCCCUGCUGCACCACCGGCACAACAACAGCAGCGUGCACCUGUUCUGAAUCAGUUGUACCCAACGGAUUUGUCUAACCAGCCUCUGAAUGUUGCAGAAUUGGACUAUCCUCCCCCACCGGCAAUUAUCCCAGCUAAUACAAGCGUAACUCCGUCGCCCUAUGCCAAUUGCCCUCCAAAAUAUGUUCGAUCUACCUUGAACGCCGUGCCCACGACUCAUUCUCUUCUCAAAAAGUCAAAGCUCCCGUUCGCACUAGUCAUUCAACCUUAUACAUCCUUGCAUGAUGUGGAGGAUCCAGUUCCGGUCGUGCCAGAUCAAGUCAUCUCCCGUUGCAGAAGAUGUCGAUCCUACAUCAAUCCUUUUGUCACGUUCCUCGACCACGGUCAUCGAUGGCGGUGCAAUAUGUGUAAUCUCACAAAUGACGUUCCACAGGCAUUUGACUGGGAUGCGGCAACACAGAAAAGUCUUGACCGUUGGCAAAGACCUGAUCUCAAUCACGCCGUGGUGGAAUUUAUCGCUCCUCAGGAAUACAUGGUCCGGCCCCCACAACCACUGGUGUACCUUUUCUUGCUGGACGUAAGCUACGCUGCCGUGACCAGUGGAUUGCUUGCAACCACGGCCCGCUGUAUCCGAGAAAGCUUGGACAGAAUACCUAACGCAGACCGCCGUACGCGACUCGGAUUCAUUGCGGUCGACUCAAGCCUUCACUUCUUCAAUAUUCCCCGAGAUGGCACUGAAAAUGCGCAGACCAGCAUGUUGGUUGUUAGUGAUCUUGAAGAAGCAUUCUUACCUACUCCAGCGGACUUGCUUGUCACCCUCUCUGAAUGCCGGGAGAACAUUGAGAGCUUCCUCGACAAGCUCCAGGAAAUGUUCCAGAACACCCAAAAUGGAGCAUCUGCUAUGGGUUCGGCACUUCGAGCUGGUCACAAAUUGAUCGGGCCGGUUGGCGGCAAGAUGACUGUUGUGACCGCGUCACUUCCUAAUAUUGGCCACGGCAAAUUGGACAUGCGUGAGGACAAAAAGCUGCUUGGGACUUCAAAGGAAAGCAGCCUGUUACAAACCGGUAACAGUUUCUACAAGAGCUUUGCCGUUGAAUGUUCUAAACAGCAGAUCUCGGUCGACAUGUUCCUAUUCUCAUCCCAAUACCAGGAUGUGGCGUCCCUGAGCAAUCUUCCGAGAUAUACUGGCGGUCAGACGUACUUUUACCCUGGUUGGAACGCGGCACGAGAGGACGAUGCCAUGAAAUUUGCCAAAGAGUUCUCCGACUAUCUGUCUUCUGAGAUCGGCCUCGAAGCCGUCCUCCGUGUCCGAGCCACAACGGGUCUGAGAAUGAGCACAUUCUAUGGCAACUUUUUCAACCGUAGCUCCGACUUAUGCGCCUUUCCAGCGUUCCCCAGAGAUCAAGCAUAUGUUGUCGAGGUCGCCAUUGAUGAGACCAUCACCAAGCCGGUGGUCUGCAUGCAGGCUGCAGUUCUACACACCACGUGCAAUGGUGAGCGACGAAUCCGAGUCAUGACGCUGGCCCUGCCUACCACCCAACAAUUGGCCGACGUCUAUGCAUCGGCCGAUCAGCAAGCCAUCACAACAUACUACAGCCACAAGGCUGUCGAACGAUCUCUCAACGGUGGGCUUGAGAGUGCUCGUGACCUGGUGCAGGGCAAGUUGGUUGAGCUUCUUGCAACAUACAAGAAAGAACUCGCUGGCGGUAGCAUGGGUGGUGGUGGUCUUCAGUUCCCUGCCAACCUUCGAGCCCUGCCUGUGUUGUUCCUUGCGGUCACCAAGAACCUCGGACUGAGGAAAUCAUCUCAAAUUCCAAGUGACAUGAGGUCCGCAGCAUUAUGCCUUUUGUCAACCUUGCCGCUUCCAUUACUCAUCCAGUACAUCUAUCCCAAGCUGUUUUCUCUCCAUGACAUGCCAGAUGAUGCAGGCACUGUCGAUGAAAAGACCGGGGAAAUUAUCCUCCCGCCGCCGUUGAAUUUGUCCUCGGAAAGAAUCGCACCUUACGGACUGUAUCUGAUUGACGACGGGCAGACACAGUUCCUGUGGGUUGGUCGAGAUGCUGUACCCCAAUUGGUAAUGGAUGUGUUUGGACUACCUGACAAAAGUCAACUGAAAGUAGGAAAACAACGCGUACCUGAGCUGGACAAUGAUUUUAAUGAAAGGGUACGAGCUGUCAUCUCCAAGAGCCGAGAUCAUCGCGCCAAAGGGGUUGGCAGUAUCAUUGUGCCCCAUCUGUAUGUGGUUAAGGAGGACGGCGAGCCGGGACUGAGGUUGUGGGCACAAACGAUGCUUGUGGAAGAUCGAGCAGACCAAGGAGUCAGUCUUCAACAGUGGAUGGGAAUGCUCCGCGAGAAGGUACAGUGA